GAGGUACAGGUGUGACAGGUGGAUAUCUCAGCUACAACCUGUCUGGACUCUACAUCAGCAGGAUCAAACACACAUCUCAGCACAGUGACAGCAACACCUGGCCAAGCGCAAUGAGUGCAGAUGGAAGAAGAGAGCCCCCUCCCUACAUCGUACCAGUAGAAGGUCAGGGCGAUGGAGUGAAGGUUUACCACGUGCACACGCCUUUCAACCCGGGCACACAGGAGACCCCAGUGUACACAAGUGGAGGAGGCGCCCUCAACGCUGGCCUCGGCACCGGCCUCGGCGCUGGCCUCGGUUCAGGUGACUCUGGAGAUGGCAGAAGAAAGUUUGUGAGCUAUGACACGUCGCUGGGGCGAAAUCCAGGCAUGACGACCUGCACCUCCUGCCAGCAGCAGGUCAUGACCAAUGUCGAGUACAAAGCAGGGAAGUACGCCUGGCUGAUGUGUUUACUCUUCAUCUGCUGCGGGUUAGUCCUGUGCUGCUGCCUGAUUCCAUUUUUCUUGAAAAACUUCAAGGACGCGUACCACACAUGCCCACGCUGCCACAGAGUGCUGCACGUUGAGAAGAAAAAAUGCUGUAAAUGACGACCAUGAGGGCAGAAAUGGACCCAAAGAAAUAAGAAAUAACAUCCUGUUACCUUUAUCUGUGUUUGGGUUACCUGGUAAAAAACAAGCAGUGGCACCAUUUUAUGAACCUGGCAGACAAAGGUCACAGUUCAAACGUAGCUUAUUUCUAGGGAUGAGCUUUUACAUUAGCCGAGGUAAAAUAAAACAUGAAUGACAUCCACAUUAUAUCAUAUUUUUAGCAAAUAGACGAGGAGUGAUUGUGUUGUCACAGUUUAAAUCUCUGGUGAGAGUAAAUCAAACACACCCCAUGCACUUUUUUGUUAGCCGUUUUAUAUUUUUCACAUUUCCGACUUCAUUCGAAAUGAAGGUAUUAUCACAACUUUUGAAUAAUUAACAGCAACAUAAAACAAGCCAACACGAUACAUUAGACCAGAGCAGAGAGCAAAUAUUAGCAUAUUUUCUCAUCUGCAGUUAUUGCACAAUAAAUUUGUGUUGAUAUUGUUUUGUUACAAGUUUUUAAUCAAAAAUUUCACUCUGUAAAAACACACUCUGUAGUUCAUUUGUGUUAUAUUUAUAUGUUGUCAGCCAUAAUAAACUCUUAUAAUUCUUAUAUGAAGGGACGAAGGGCAAUCUUAGUAAGCAUGAAUUUCAAAGAAAAGCUUAUAUCAUGUACAACAGCAGCUGUAAAUAUGAUUUUGACUUUUGCUUGGAUCAUUUGAAUCUUUACCUCCCAACAAGGAUUUGUCCAUGUGUUUUGGUUACAGUGGCAAGGACAAUGCAAAAUUGAAGCAUUACUGUUCUAUGAUAUGAUGUGUUCACUGAGUCACUGAUCAAGACAUUUUGAAUAAUAGUAAUAAUAUUAAUAAAUAAUAUAUUAUAUAACGAAUAAAAUAUGGUCAUUCUAUUCAUAGUUUGAAUAUUUAAAAUCCCUUUUUGGUCAUCCCAGAGAAAUAUGUUUUUGUCUUGUUUACUCUUUCUUUUACAACUUCUUGAAAAAAACAUCUUUCCUGCUUCAAGAUAAAAAAAAGAUGUGUAAUGAAAUCAGGCGAAAUAUUGUUGUGAGCUUUGAAUCCUCUUCAUCUCCGCUCAUGUUGUCCCCUGGAUGAAACUGAGUAUGCUUGGACUUCUGUUAUAUACUAUUAACUAUUUUAUAAUAUUAUUUCUCUUAUAAAAAUAGACUCUGUAGACCAUACAUGGUACUCUGCUGUGCUUGUUUUUUUCUUCUUUUUUCUUGCCCUCCUUUAGAGAGGUCAGAGUUCAGGGCCAACCAGCUCAGCUGUUGGUCACACAAUCUUCCUCUUUUUAAACAUGCUUGCAAAAAAAAUGUAACUUUGAACAUCAGCUUUUACUCGACACCUGAGCAAACUGUAUCGCCUAGGGUCCAGAACAGCUACUAAAUGGACUUUGUGUGAGAUUGUUUUGUCAGCAGCUGUUUCCAUUGGGCAUGAACUUUCAGUCUCAGAUGUUUCUGCAAAUGCUUUGCAUACAUAGCAAAGUAGCCAACAAUGCCAGUGAUGUAAAUGUGCUGCAUUAAGUUAUUAGCCAUGCUAGUAGCUGUAGUGUUGGUAGGUCUGACUGGUCAUGACUGAAACAGCAUGUACAGCAUAUAGCAUAUAGCAUGGCUGUAGACUUGGGCCACAUAGUGUUUCCUCUGGCCCUCAUACGGCAUGACUGUCAUUUGCCAUUUCAACAUCCAGGCCAGUUCUGGUGCACACACAGAAAAAUCCCCAAGCUUUCAGCCAACACUGAAGAGUAACAUCUGGAAUCAGCCCAGGUGUGUAAGUACAUGGGCCAGAAUCAGGCCAAGUUCUCAGGCAUAUGUUGGGCCAGACAUUUUAUCUUGCUUCCUUUAACAGACAGGCAACAACAAUGUGCACUCUUCUGCGAACGAUCACUGAGUGAAACAUCACUGUCAGCUUGUAUCUGGACCUGAGCCUGUGAAUGUGUCUUAGGAUCCUCAAACAUACUGUAUGGCUCUGUAGUUUAUGAAAACAUUAACGGGCUGUAGGCGAGUUUUAGAUGUCUCUGAAAAUUCUCAGUCAUCUCCAAGUGGAAGGCAACUUUAAAUGUUAAAUAAUUCCACAUUUUGGGAAUGAUGCUUAUUAGCUAUUUUGUCGAGUUGGACAAUAAGAUCGAUGUCACAAUCUUGUUUGCCAGUUAAAUACAUGGUUACUGCUAGCAGCUGCUUAGCUUAGCACAGCACACACAGCUGGUCCAUAUCUUGGCUCUGAGCAGUUGUCAUGCAACCAGAUGAGACUCCUUAUAACCCUGAGCUUCAGAGGUGCUCAUGAGCUGAAUUUGUUACCUUUGGACAGUGUCAGGCUGGCAGUUUACCCUUUUCCAGUAUUUAUGCUAAGCUAAGCGGUUGCUAGCUGUAACCUUGAAUAUGCAGUACACAUGAGAGUGGUAUCAAUCUUAUCAUCCAAAUCUCCACCAAAAAACUUCAAUGUUUCCCAAAAUGUCAAAUUAUUCCUUUAACAGUGUUUCGUCCCAGUCCAACACUGAUAUGGACAAGCAGCAGAGUAAUGUUUUUGUUUUUAUAGAAAAUUUUAUUCAACAUACAUUUUCCAGCAAAAAGGCAAUAUACAGGAAUAGUUGUCGUACACUGCUGCUACACUGAGGAUUUUAAACUGGAAAAGAUCAAAUUAAGGUGUGAUUCUGCAGGUCAUCUUUGUACUGCACUUUUUAACAAGACAAAACCAAUGCAGUUAGUUUUGAAAAGAAAAAAAAAAAUCCAAAUGUAACAGAAAAAAAUCGUCAAUGGUACAUCAGGAACGCAAAAUAAAGAAAAAAAAAACCUACACACAAGAAAUAUGAACACCUGGCUCCUUCUGUACCCAACAACAAAGGCGUGUGUUUCUCUUAAAUUUUACAUGUUCAUAUUUUUAAAUAUACAAUUCUUAAAUGUUGUCUUUACAGAGCCAGCUAUACGCUAUUAGGGGAGCAUUCCAUCUGUGCUUUAAAAAGAAACAAACAAAAAGAAAGAAAGAAAGAAAAAUAAAUUCAUAGGGCUUUAAGUGUUUCUUACAAUGCUGGUUUUGUCUCUACACAAUCCUCAAACCUGUGGGCUCUAAGUGUCUGCAGCUCCCUACCAAGCACAGCGCAGUUACUGCUCCCAACCACAUGGAGGCGACAGUUUCAACCAAGAGAGAAGAUGGGAGGGAGACGACGAAGCUCGCGUGUGUGUUUAUGUUUAGAGGAGGAAUGACUGAGAAAGACAUUAUGACCCCCCAAAAACAAUUUAAAAUAAAAGAGAAGGUCAAGGGGGUAAUGUCUGUGCGUGUGUGUUCAUUUUAAAGUCACUGAACAAGUCAAAACCACAACCAAAAUGUACAUUUGCCAGUCCUGAGAAACCUCUGACAUUUAAGUGCCAACGUGCAAGAUGAAAUACAGACAAAUUUCCUCCUUAUUUUUCCCCGUUUAUUUUUAAACAGAUGCUGUGGAUUUUUAUUUUAUUAUACAAGAUCUGCAGAAAGAGACAAAAAAAAAAUUAAUUCAUUUUUCCUCCAACCAAACUAAGUGAGAAAGAACUGUGUGUAAACUUGGAAAUACUUAUUUUUGUAGCACUAAAAGAUGGGAGCAAGAAAUGUAAAGAACCACAUCAGGGCAACUAGUGAGCCGCAGGAUGCACACCACAUCGCAGCCAUUAUUUCAAAAUAUUCUUCUGCAAAACGACCAUCUGCCCCUCCCUCUUUUUUUCCUGUCAGUUAGUCCUCGCAAACAACCUUCCAUCAAACUCUCCACACAGCAGCAUGAUGCCUCUUCAAACAACUCUUUAUUUAAAAACAACCCCCAAAAUAAUCUGAAGGAAAAAGAAGCUGGUGAGGUGGGAGACGGAAAAAAAAACAAAAAAAAAAACAAAGUCUAGAAGUUCAUAUAUAUAUGUAUAUAUAUGUAUAAAUAUAUAUA
Messenger RNA from Seriola aureovittata, 4475 nucleotides. It is a transcript of the gene litafd, whose product is annotated as Lipopolysaccharide-induced tumor necrosis factor-alpha factor homolog-like. The record is from RefSeq and is a predicted model, not a curated record. NCBI's taxonomy places the organism in Eukaryota, Metazoa, Chordata, Actinopteri, Carangiformes, Carangidae. Bases 111 to 584 code for a protein of 157 amino acids. Gene Ontology annotation, molecular function: zinc ion binding. The transcript is spliced from 5 exons.